UGUAACAUCCCUAAUUCAUACACCACCAUAUGCAACCUUCCCAUUAACCCACUUAAUUAUUAGCUAAAAUCAUCUAAUUGCCAGCUUUUUUCCUUCUAUUGCUUCCAUCAGUUCAUGAAACGUCCCAGUGCACCAAAAGAUCAUCAUGGUCCCCAUCAUUUACAUAAACUUCAUAUAAAGAGACUAUCUUCUCACACUUUAAACCAGAAGAUUUUAUAGCAAAUAUGGCAAAAUAUGAAACAUAUCUGAGAGCCUCAGCUCUAUUGCUGGCCCCUCUCUUGAUGUGUCUCUUUGGAGUCACUGCUGAGGGUGAUUUCUUUGAAGAUAUUGACAUCACUUGGGGUGAACAUGGUGGUGUAAAUAUACUAGGAAGCAACUCUCUCGUGCUUUCUCUUGACCAGUCCUCUGGCUCUGGCUUUCGAUCCAACGCAAAAUAUCUAUAUGGUAGAAUAGACAUGCAGAUUAAACUUGUCUCUGGUAACUCAGCUGGCACAGUCACUGCAUAUUAUCUAUCUUCUGAAGGGCCAAACCAUGAUGAGAUUGAUUUUGAGUUCUUGGGAAAUCUCAGUGGAGAACCCUACAUAGUCCACACCAAUAUCUACACUCAAGGCAUAGGGAAUAGAGAACAACAGUUCUAUCUUUGGUUUGACCCCACAAAAUAUUUCCACACUUACACUAUUGUAUGGAACCCUCAGCGCAUCAUUUUCAUGGUAGAUAAUGUCCCUAUUAGAGUCUUCAACAACUAUGAAGCCAGGGGAGUUCCAUUUGCUAGCAGCCAGGCCAUGAGGCUAUACUCCAGUCUAUGGUGUGCAGAUCAAUGGGCAACAAGAGGAGGGCUUGUGAAAACCAAUUGGUCCUAUGCUCCCUUCAAAGCUUACUAUAGGAACUUUGAUGCUAAAGCAUGUGUGUGGUCCAAAGGAUCAUCUUCCUGUCCUUCAAGCCCACCUUCCAUGACUCAUAAUACUUGGCAAGCUCAAGAUUUGGAUGCUGAUGGUAGAAGAAGUCUGAGAUGGGUGCAAAAGUAUUACAUGAUUUAUAACUACUGCAAAGAUUACAAGAGAUUCCCUCAAGGUCGACCUCGUGAAUGCAGGCUUUCUAGAUUCUCUUGAGUGUGGAAUAAGUAAAUUUAAAAUUAAUUUGAUUUUUUUAAAUAAUUUGUGUGUAUUUAAAACUCCUCAAAUACGGUUGAAUUUGAGUAAGUUCAAUCUGAUUUUACUUUGCUUGCUUGAACGGAU
Messenger RNA from Glycine soja, 1235 nucleotides. RefSeq names its product probable xyloglucan endotransglucosylase/hydrolase protein 16. The record is from RefSeq and is a predicted model, not a curated record. Lineage: Eukaryota; Viridiplantae; Streptophyta; Magnoliopsida; Fabales; Fabaceae. Gene Ontology annotation, biological process: cell wall biogenesis; xyloglucan metabolic process. Gene Ontology annotation, molecular function: xyloglucan:xyloglucosyl transferase activity; hydrolase activity, hydrolyzing O-glycosyl compounds. The transcript has 3 exons. Gene Ontology annotation, cellular component: cell wall; apoplast. The coding region runs from base 225 to 1109 and encodes 294 amino acids.